UGAAAGUGCAAUGGCGAUAUUGGACAAUAACAGCCGUCGCUUUUGGGGCACCACAUCUAAAUUAUGUGGCUAACGUUGAAGAAAACUCCUCCAGUCGGCUGCGAAACCACAAAUAAUAUCGGCACACUGCGCGAGCGACUACCUGCGACCAGGAAGGGUGAUAUCACAGCCUCUGCACGCGAUGACAGUUUAGACUGAAAAAGCCGCUGGUGUGACGUGUGAACAGACACCAUGGCCACACAGGAGCCGUCCCCUCCCUCGUCCAUGGAGAGCAAUAAGCCCGGCUUCCCCAAGAAGAUCCUGGGCAACAAGCUGGAGGACAAGCACCUGUGCAACUGCUGCCACAACAUACUCCGACGACCGUUUCAAGCCCAGUGUGGACAUCGCUUCUGUUCCUACUGCUUCAACAGGACCGUGAGUAAUGGACCCCAGAAAUGCAGCGCCUGCAUUAAAGAGGAGAUCUUUGAGGAUCCUACGUCGAUUUUGAAACAAGGAUGUGCUUUUCCUGACAAUGCAGUUCGAAGGGAAGUUGAAAACCUUUCAGCUAUUUGUAUCAAUGAAAAUUGCACUUGGAAAGGCAGUAUUAAAGAGUAUGAGUUAAACCACGAAGGGAAGUGUGAGUUCAUGAUCAUCCCCUGCCCCUCCUGUAAAGAACGAAUCCGCUUCAAUGAACAGGAGCGCCAUAAUGAGCGAGAGUGCCCGGAGAGAACACUCAACUGCAAGUACUGCAAGGAGCCAUUUCACUUCAAAAACAUCAAGGCACAUGAUGAGAUCUGUCCCAAGUACCCGAUGAUCUGUGAAGGCUGUGCCAAGAAGAAAAUACCCAGAGAAAAGUAUGUGGACCACAUUAAGUUCUGCAGCAAAUUCAGAACUCCGUGUCGAUUUCAUGUCGUGGGAUGUGAUAUGUCUGUGGAAAAGGAAAAGAUUCAUGACCAUGAGCGUGCCUAUGCCUACGAGCACCUCAAUCUGUUGCUGCACUACAUUAUGGGCAUGAAAGUGAGCAUGGAGGGCCUGCAGCCCCAGGGACUGGAAAUAGCCGGACACAAACUGGUGGAACUCCAACAGUCUCUCAGGGAGCUCGAGGCCAGAGUCUCCCAGCUCAGCACCACCUCCUCUGGGCCUCCCGUGCAGGGAGCCGCCGCCGCCGCCGCCGCCUCCUCCUCAUCCUCCAGCUCCGGUCCCCCUGGUCCACCGGCUUCAGCUCCUCUCCCUCCACCACCCACUCUGGCUCCCACUCUGUCUGUGUCUACCUCCUUCACGCCUCUGCCCAGCUCGGUGGGUGCGGCGCUAGAGCUCCAGCUCCACAGCGAGAAGACCAAGGUGGUGGAGCUGGGUCGCAGGUGUACGGAGCUCGAAGUUAAAUCCGGCACGUUUGAAAAUGUGGUGUGUGUCCUGAACAGAGAGGUGGAGAGGUUUGCCACCACCAUGGAGGCCAGCAACCGUCAGCACAAGCUGGACCAGGACAAGAUCGAGGCUCUGAGUAACAAGGUGCGACAGCUGGAGAGGACAGUGGGGCUGAAGGACCUAACAGUGGCUGAGAUGGAGGGCCGGCUGAGGGAAAUGUCUGCUACAACCUUUGAUGGCGUCUUUGUCUGGAGGAUCUCUGAUUUCGCCAAAAAGAGACAGGAUGCCAUCGCAGGUCGAGCCCCUGCCAUGUUUUCACCAGCCUUCUAUACCAGUAAGUACGGCUAUAAGAUGUGUCUGCGGAUCUAUCUGAAUGGAGAUGGGACAGGGCGUGGCAGCCACUUGUCCUUGUUCUUUGUGGUGAUGAGGGGACUGAGUGACGCUCUGCUCAAAUGGCCUUUCAACCAGAAGGUGACUCUGAUGCUGCUGGACCAGAGCAACAGGGAGCACAUCAUUGACGCAUUUCGACCUGAUGUCACUUCCUCUUCCUUCCAGCGACCGGUGAGCGAGAUGAACAUCGCCAGCGGCUGUCCGCUCUUCUGCCCGCUCUCCAAGCUCGACGCCAAGAACUCGUACAUCCGCGACGACACAAUCUUCAUCAAGGCGAUCGUGGACCUCACCGGCCUCUAGACGGCCCCACAGGGUGGUACGGUUUGGCAAACCACGCAGCUCUUUGACCAUUAAGGCUUCAUUUUGGCUCAAUCGUGGUCCCUUUAGGGCUCUGUUCAGGUAACUUACUGUCCCCUGCAGCUUUAGGGAGACAAACAUGCUUGCAACUGUGUGCUGCAUGUGGCUGCAGUUUGCUCUGUCCAGACGGCGUUGGCAUUGUCAUAUCCUGGUGAUCUCUAUGCGAGAAACCACCGACACUGCUUUACAUUUUGGGUACAAACGCCUUUUUUCUUUUGACGUUACAGCACGGCUCCCAUGGUGGAUCAAAUGUCACUUGUGUUGUGCACAUAAGUUUUCAGUUAAAGGACACAGAGGCGAGCGCCAGUGCGUUGUGGUCAGUGCAGUGCUGAGUAGAAGCAGAGAUGUCAAAGUGAACAGAUGUGAUGGAGUGAAAAAGAGUGAAUGGCAUCUUUUUUUUAUCUCCUACGUUUGAAGGGAUUUUACAGAACAUGCAGACCGUGUUGGAACGGGGUUGUAGAUUAUAGAUACAGCGUCACAACACCGCUCCCAUGGUGGAUCAAAUGUCACUUGAGUUGUGCACAUAAGUUUUCAGUUAAAGGACACAGAGGCGAGCGCCAGUGCAGCGUGGUCAGUGCAGUGCUGAGUAGAAGCAGAGAUGUCAAAGUUGUGAUGGAGUGAAAAAGGGUGAAUUGCAUCUCUUUUUUUAUCUCCUACGUUUGAAGGGAUGUUACAGAACAUGCAGACUGUGUUAGAACGGGGUUGUAGAUUAUAGAUAGAUAGAUUGAUGUGAUCAUUCUGAUGACUUAUAAUAGAGUUAGAGCAUGGCUUGAUGCAGUUUUUGCUUUUUUCUUGCAGAUUGUGGAUAUUGUGAGCUUCUCAAUUCCAGUGUCGAGUGAAUUUGCAUAGACAAACGUGGAGUUAUGUUAUGAAUAAGAUUACAGGCAUUACUUUGCCUUUUUUUUGCGCAAAGUGCAUGCCGCUGGCCUUUUAAGUAUAAAAUGGCUCCUUAUUUCGACUGAGCUUUAUGAAAGGUUCCUCGUUUGUAGUUAAACUUGUUAGUGAAUUAGCCAUCCGUGAUGGUGGAAAUUGCCUGCAUGUCUUUGGAACCAGGCUAUUUACAUGUAAAGUUAGUGUUGCGUAUUUGUUCCUAUUAGGGGUUGGUGGUUCUGAUUGGUGGUUUGGUACAUCUGUGGAAGAUACAGUGGAGUUACCAAGGAGUCAGGGCAGCUUGCCAGUCAAGCCUGAGGCAUAAAACUCUGACAAACAUACAUAGCGGGAGUUUUCCCCUCAGGAUAUGCUCACUAGCUCACAUCUCAACACAUAGUACUGUGCCCCCACCACAGACUGAGGUCAACACAGAUUCCACAAAAUGAAGGAAUUGUUUGUUCCUUGUUUUCUGUCCAUACAAUGUAUGUGUUUCUGCUGCUCUUAAGAUAGAAUACUGAUGUGAAUCUAAUAUAUAUAUAUAUAUAUAUGUUGGUGCAAAUAUACAUGAGGUAAAUGUGUAUGGAGGCUGAAAUAAGAAAUGAAAGCAGAGACUGUAAUACUUUGUUGUAGGUCACGGGCCAUUAUUGACAUGUUCAGUGCAGCCCCAGAUAACUCUUCAGUGUUUGAAAUGUGCUCUCACUGAUUUCCAAUAAGGCACAACAAAAAUCAACAUAUCUGUUUAAACAUGUAAUUUUUCUUCAUGUCCACCAGAGAUUGCUGUUCUACUUACUUAGCAUGCAUGCUGAGGUUUUUAAGGUUCACGCUGGCCUGUUUGAAAACCAGUCUCGACCUGUAUUGAAACCUCUCUGUGCAUGGGAGGCUUCAAUUGGAUAUGGAGCUUCACAUUGGUCAACUCUGUGAGCCAAGUGUGAACGCAUUUAUUUGUAUUUGUUUGGAUCAAAAUAAUCAUAGAAUAGUUAUUAUGUUAUAUCUGGCAGUGCGUCUGUUCAACAGAAGCAGCUGCCUAUAUUAAUAGCAAUUUAUAAAUAUGUAUCUUUCAUAUCAUAAUGUUGAGAUAAUCUAUAUCAAUGUUAAUAUACACAAUAUGUUAUAAUAAACAUAGUAUUACUGAAUACCUUAUUAAUUCUAUAUCUAUAUACCAACUUUUCCUUUGUCAAGAUGGUUUGAACAGGCCAGGACGACCCCCUUUGUGCAGUAAGGACUUGUGAUUCCUUCUAGAGUGCAAUAUAUGAUUAUGUCUGUUAGAUUUUGAGGACACGUUGGCUUUAAAGGUUUACAGAGGUCAUACUCGACUUAUUUGUUUACAUCAAUCAUGAUGGCGCUGAAGAAGUGCAUCCAAUUUUUAACUUUUCAAGGAAAAAAAAAGUGCUUUCCUUGUCAUUAAGCAUAGUUGAUAUCACUAGGAAUUUGUAGUCCGGAGCUAAUCAUGAAGCUGAAAGACCAUUUUAAUGUUGAGGGAGUCAUGCUAUUAGUGGGUUUCUAUUCUUAACUUUACAAAAAAACUUCAAUGAAGACUGAGCAUGUAUUAAGUAGGAUGGACAUGAACUUUUUUAAGUGUUCUUGUAAUGUGCCAAAAUCAAAUAUUACCUCUGUAUACUAACAAUGUUGUUUUUUGCAAGUUAUAUUUUAUGUUCUAUGCUAAAAUAUGGUGCCAAAUAUGUUUAUAAUUCAGUUUGUGCUGCGUGUGUGUGCCAUUUUAUGAUAUAUGAUGCAUGGGUCACUACUUCUGUAAGCACCAGGAGAUAAUGAAUACUGUCCCAUUAAUAUAAACCACCCCAAGGUUUUUUGAAUGUAAGCUUUAAUACUUUUAUUCAAAAACAAAACAGCAGUUCUGUAAAUGUGAUGCAGUUGACUUGAACCAACUUUAUUCGUGCACUUUGUAUUGGUUGUUUGUCCAAACAGGGUAUUUCAUUGAGUGAUGUAUGUACCUUUAAAUCAGAGCCAUAUCUAUACUGUAUAUAUAUACAUAUCUAUACUGUCUAAUGUUGAUAAUAUUGAUGUUUUAUGCUAAA
Molecule: messenger RNA, 4994 nt
Organism: Perca flavescens (yellow perch)
Lineage: Eukaryota; Metazoa; Chordata; Actinopteri; Perciformes; Percidae
Product: TNF receptor-associated factor 2
Exons: 11
Coding region: 232-2034 (600 amino acids)
Biological process (GO): positive regulation of canonical NF-kappaB signal transduction; regulation of apoptotic process; tumor necrosis factor-mediated signaling pathway
Cellular component (GO): cytosol; cytoplasmic side of plasma membrane; plasma membrane signaling receptor complex
Molecular function (GO): tumor necrosis factor receptor binding; zinc ion binding; ubiquitin-protein transferase activity
Source: RefSeq, a predicted model, not a curated record